CCUGUGGCUAUAAGUACGAUUAUUCCAUUACCAUUUCCUCAAAGUUUAAAGUUUUACAAAGACAUUAAACUGUACUAAAACGGGGAUACACGAUGUGUAUGUUUUUGCACUUUAUUACAGUCUGAUCCCGACAAAAGCAGCUGUACAGGUAAAUUAACCGGAAUUGUUUAACAGGUGCGCGCUCCGGUGUUCUGUCAAUAUUUGCUACCUGGGAUUAAUCAACUAACAGACGUUGAUCCAGGGUAGCAAAUCUCGGCAAAACACCGGCAGUCUGCGAUCAGUUUCUAAAAGAAGAGAGGCACCGUAGCCGUACGCAUGAUGUAAUGCCCAACGAAAGCCUUUGGGGGCGUCUUUUAAAGGGACACGGCUGCAGAAUUUAUUUCUGACCGACCCUCGGCCGCAACCUUGCCUCAAAAGGAAAGCGGUGGACUCCCAUCGUAGAUAAGCAUGGCCACUCCAGAGGGAGGUAAACUUUGGGGAGGGCGAUUUGUGGGAGAGACUGAUCCUGUCAUGGAGAAGUUCAAUGCGUCCAUCUCUUAUGAUCAGAGGAUGUGGGAUGCUGACGUUCGAGGCAGCAAGGCUUAUGUGAAAGCUUUAGAGAAGGCAAAGCUGGUCACCACGGAUGAGAUGACUCAGAUUUUACAUGGGAUGGACCAGAUUUCUGAAGAGUGGUCUAAAGGUGUUUUCGUGGUCAAACCCGGGGAUGAAGACAUUCAUACAGCCAAUGAGCGCAGACUAAAGGAGCUGAUUGGUGCACCUGCAGGAAAGUUGCACACCGGCAGGAGCAGAAACGACCAGGUGGUGACUGACAUGCGGCUGUGGCUGCGAGACGCCAUCUCAGCCCUCACAGAAAAUGCCCUACAACUGAUAUCUACCAUGGUGGAGCGAGCAGCAGUAGAAAUUGAUGUCCUGUUUCCUGGUUACACCCACAUGCAGAGAGCUCAGCCAAUACGGUGGAGCCACUGGAUUCUAAGUCAUGCUGUUGCUCUGAGCAGGGAUGUGGACCGGCUUCAGGAGCUCAAGAAAAGAGUUAAUGUUUUACCCCUGGGCAGGUAUAUGGUGAACAUCCACUGUGUGACACUGAUUUCUCCACACAGACCUGAGCAUUUAAUAAGAAUGAUUCUUGUUGUUUCCAGCGGUGCCAUUGCUGGGACACCACUCAGCAUCGACAGGGAGCUACUGCGGAAAGAGUUGGCGUUCGAUGGCAUCAGUCUUAACAGCAUGGAUGCUACAGGCCAAAGGGACUUUGUUGUGGAGAUCUUGUUCUGGGCUUCGCUGUGUUUGACCCAUCUCAGCAGGAUGGCUGAGGAUCUGAUGCUGUACAGCACAAAGGAGUUUUCCUUUGUCACACUCUCUGAUGCCUACAGCACAGGCAGCAGUCUGAUGCCCCAGAAGAAGAACGCCGACAGUCUGGAGCUGAUCAGGAGUAAAGCAGGCCGUGUCUUUGGCAGAUGUGCAGGGUUCCUGAUGACGCUGAAAGGCCUGCCCAGCACCUACAACAAAGACCUGCAGGUACUAAACUGUGGUUUUGUCUGCGUUCACCUUAUGGGGAAGAAUUUCUGUCUUAUGUUUUUUGUUCCGCUGCCCAUCAUCCUUCAGGAAGACAAGGAAGCCAUGUUUGACUGCUACGAUACUCUUCAUGCUGUGCUGCAGGUGACGACGGGAGUUAUGUCAACUCUCAAGAUCAACCAGAAUGCGAUGGAAGCGGCCCUCAGUCCUGACAUGUUGGCUACUGAUCUGGCCUACUACCUUGUGAGGAAGGGGGUGCCAUUCAGAGAGGCCCAUAGUCUCUCUGGUAAAGCUGUGUUUAUAGCUGAAUCUAAAAACAUCACCCUGAAUCAACUCAUGGAGGAAGACCUGAGUGCUGUGAGCCCUCUGUUUGGGAGUGAUGUCUCCUCGGUGUGGGACUACAGAAGCAGCGUGGAGCAGUACAGUGCCCCUGGAGGCACAGCCAAGAGUAGCGUUACCGUUCAAGUGGAACAUCUGAGGAACUGGCUUAAGAAACAGGCACAGUGACCAGUUUCACCUUUACAAAUUGAAUCAGCUUUACUGCCAUGAUUUAGAUAAGUAUGAAAUGUCAGACUUAGGUCAAAAUGGCUUACUUUUUACUUGACAACCAUGUUGCCUUUCAAAUAUCCUCCACUCUUCUUUUUAGUUACAUAAAACAAUUGGAUGAAUGAUGUGUUAUCCAGGAAUGUUUCCGUUGAUCAUGCACAGAUCAUAGGUUUUACAAAAGACCUGACAAAUUGUUACUCAAACAGUGUUAUUAAAGCUUGAUUCAUCAGGUGUUUUCCUGUGUUGACCCGCACAGACACACACUGUCUUGUUUAUUGAUUGAUGACAAGGAACAGUUUAACAUGACAGUUGCUCACAGUUGCAGCUAUAACAUAAAAAGGUGUGAAUUAUUCUAGUUCUGUAAUUAAUUUAAUGGUCUUACACUUGUAUAGAGUGUUUCUAUGCACUGUAGCACACUCAAAGCGCUGUCACGCUAUUUGUCUAUUCACCCGUUCACACACUGGUGAUAUUACCAGGAGCAACUGGGGGUUCAGUGUCCUGCUCACAGACACUUCAACACUUAGACCGGAGAAGCCGGGAAUCAAACCGCCAACCUUCCAGUUAGGAGACGACCCGCUCUCCCUCCUGAGUCACAGCCGCCCCACAGAUGAUACACUUUCUGUUUAUGAACUCCACACAGUGUAACAAAAGAAGA
Monopterus albus (swamp eel) is the source of this 2710-nucleotide messenger RNA. RefSeq names its product argininosuccinate lyase (gene asl). The transcript is spliced from 14 exons. Gene Ontology annotation, cellular component: cytosol. Gene Ontology annotation, molecular function: argininosuccinate lyase activity. The record is from RefSeq and is a predicted model, not a curated record. NCBI's taxonomy places the organism in Eukaryota, Metazoa, Chordata, Actinopteri, Synbranchiformes, Synbranchidae. Bases 448 to 2016 code for a protein of 522 amino acids.